AUGCCACAAGGGAUUGAAAAAGACGCUGGACGAUUUCCUUGGCUCGGCAUCGUACAACAUGGGUUUAAUGUGGGAGAUAAACGCUUCUACGUUAUUUCAGGGGCAGUGCUAAUACAUCCAGUAUUUGCUAUUGCUGGAGCUGAAGAUAUAGCUAAAAUUGAUCCUGUAAUGCUAGUGAAUAAUACGGAACUGAUCUUCUGGAAAUCUGCAAAGAAAAAGAUUGCAAUAACUGUACAAGAUUAUACUCUGCAUCCAGAGUUCGAAAGAGGGACUACUGUCGCUUCUAUAGCGUUACUUAGUAUCAUGCAUCCGCUUGUAUCUGAAUUUAGUGAAGUUAUUGCUCCUGUCCGACCAAUUUGCAUGCCAUUGUCGGGGAUUGGAUCUUACGCCGACAUGUAUGCUGUGAAGAUAACUGAUGAAUUGGGGGACCUGCAGAAGGAAGUUUUUAAAAUGGAUAUCGUGGACAAAAAGCAAUGUGAAGAUUUUUACAUCCAAAGUGAGUUGAACCACCCAAAAAUGAUUCCUACGAACCCUUUCUGUGCUGUAUCGACCAAUAGCAAGUCUGCUUGCAUCUGGGAUUCAGGAACUGCGCUCAUAACUCGUCAAUCUUGGGGAUUUUAUCAAUUGAUCGGUUUUGGCGUGCGAGGGCCUGGGUGCGCUGCGCCAACAAAAUUUCUACACAUAAUGGACUAUAUGCCAUGGAUCAAUGAUUUAAUUCAGAUCGCCGCUUCCCAGGAUUACAGCGAGGCUGAAAAUGAUGAAGGGUUAACGAUUGGUUUUCGCAGACUAUCACCGACAAGCCUGGUGUUCUAUCCUAUCUCUCAAACUUUUCCGAGGUAUAUUGGCGUUUGUGAUGUAAAUGAACGUGGUAGAACAUUAUACAAGGAUAUUGCUGAAAUAACUGCAACCGGGAAUGUUGCUACGGGAUAUUAUCUUGUAAGCGUGACACAAGAUGCCUCUUUCUAUUGUGGCGAAAUAUUUCUAAAGGUAAACCGAAGGACCAAUGCUGUCAUGUGGGUAGAAAAUCAUAGCCAUAGAGCCAUGGAAGGUAUGACAUAUCAUCAAGAGAGAACUGGCUCGCUAGAAGAGUUAGAGUGCUUCGUCUACUUCAGGUCUACAGCAUAUAUUGAGUUCAAGUUUAUAUUUUCCUAUUCAGCCUUCCUGUAUGUUGUUUUGUACGGAAAACUGGAUAAAACAGGCUUCUAUCACCCCUAUAAGAGUCAUCCAACAACAACAAGUUGGUGGCCUACUCAUAAAUUGGAAAUGAGUAAAUUCACCCCGGCAGAUAGACCUUACUGGUCGCUUCGAGUAAUCAAACUAGUUGAGAUAAUGUACUUUUCAGUUAAUAAAAGUGGUUGUUCUGUAUGGGAAAAACUACCAUGUGCUCCUGACGAAAAACAUUUUAUGCCAGAAGGUAUCGAGAAGGACACUGGGCGAUUCCCUUGGCUUGGCAUCAUACAAUAUGGUUUUACCGUGGGAGACAAACGUAUAUACGCAAUUUCAGGCGUAGUGCUUAUUCAUUCGUUAUAUGCGAUCUCUGCUGCUGAGGACUUGGCGAAAAUUGAUCGUACAAUGCUAGAGAACAACACAGAGCUAAUUUUCUGGAAAACUGCAGAUUAUAAAGUUGCAGCACCAGUUAAAGACUAUAUACUGCAUCCAGAAUUUGAAGGAGAAAUAACAUCGGCAACUUUAGCGUUGGUUAGCAUGGUCCAUCCGUUUGAGACUGACUUCAAUGAAUUCAUAGCUCCUGUGAAACCAGUUUGUAUGCCCUUGUCUGGAAUUGGAACAUACAACGACAUGUAUGUUGUUAAAUUUACUGACGUUACGGGCGAACUACAAAAAGAAGUGUACAAAAUGAAACCCAUCGAUAAAAAUGAAUGUGACAAUUUUUAUGUUCAUAGACAGUUACACUAUGAUAAGAUGAAUCCCACGAACCCGCUGUGCGCAGCAUCAUUUAACGCUACAUCGGCCUGCGUCUGGGAUUCAGGAACUGCGCUGAUAAGUCGUCAAUCAUGGGGGUUCUGGCAAUUGCUUGGUUUUGGCGUAAGGGGACCCGGCUGUGCUGCACCAACAAAGUUUCUGAAUUUAAUAGAUUAUAUAGCAUGGAUCAACGACAUCAUUCAAAGUGCACCCUUCCAGGAUAUUUAUGAUGAUAAAAACCAGGAAGGACUCACGCUUGGUCUUCGUCGAUUAUCGCCUACCAGACUCAUUUUCUAUCCCGUUACUGCAGUUUUGCCACGAUAUCUCGGUGAUUGUCAUGUAGAUGAACGAGGUAGAACCUUAUAUAGGGAUCAAAGUCAAAUAGCUAGCAACACCCACUUUGCACAAGCCUAUUAUCUUGUAUCAGUGACACAAGAUGCUUCUUUCCAUUGUGGCGAAAUAAAUCUGCGUGUGGGUCAAAGGACCAAUGCCGUCAUGUGGGUAGAAAAUCAUUGCCAUCGAGCCAUGGAAGGAAUGGUGUAUCAUCAAGCGAAAACUGGCUGGCUUGAAGAAUUAGAAUGUUUCAUAUACUUCAAGUCAACAGCAUAUCUUGAGUUUAAGUUUACAUUUUCCUUCAAAGCUGAAAUCACAAUUGUUAUGUACGGAAAGCUAGAUGAACCUGGUUUUCAUCACCCUUAUAGGCGCAGGCCUAUAACAACGAGUUGGUGGCCUACUCACACACUCAAUAUGGGAUUGUUUGUGCCAUCGUAUCGACCGUUUUGGCGUUUAUAA
This is a messenger RNA of Arctia plantaginis, 2712 nucleotides long. Lineage: Eukaryota; Metazoa; Arthropoda; Insecta; Lepidoptera; Erebidae. The record is from the annotation of a GenBank genome assembly.